Messenger RNA from Diplodia corticola, 1299 nucleotides. Its product is annotated as paf acetylhydrolase family protein. NCBI's taxonomy places the organism in Eukaryota, Fungi, Ascomycota, Dothideomycetes, Botryosphaeriales, Botryosphaeriaceae. The coding region runs from base 1 to 1299 and encodes 432 amino acids. The record is from RefSeq and is a predicted model, not a curated record. Gene Ontology annotation, molecular function: 1-alkyl-2-acetylglycerophosphocholine esterase activity. The transcript has a single exon.
AUGCGCUCGCAACUUGUCGCCGCCGCCUUGGUUCCGCAACUUCUCGGUGCCGGUGCCGGGGCCGUCUCGCUAUGGGAACCCACCGGUCCCUACCACGUCGGCUACACCCAACAUGUCUUUAACCACUCGACUCCGGUUGACCCAACGCCAAACCCGGGGAUACUGCUUGUAACAAUCUACUACCCCACGCUCCAGGCGCCCAACACCACCGCUCCCUACGUCGACGCCACCACGGCGCAGAUAUACGAACCGGCCUUCGGCGUCCCCAACGGCUCUCUCUCCACCGUGACAACCCAGCUCCAAUACCAGGCCCCCACCCUCCUCGGCACCCACCCGGCCUUCGCCAACGGCUCGUCGCCGUACCCGACGCUCAUCUUCACCCCGGGCGCGGGCGGCUUCGUCGGCAUCUACAAGGCCUACCUCAGCGAGCUGGCGUCGCACGGCUUCACCGUCGUCGGCAUCGACCACCCGGGCGAAGCCCUGUACACGGCCCUGCCGCCUGAUGACGGCGACGACGACGACGACACGGCACCCGCCGGCGUCGCCGGCUCGCCCGCCAUCAUGAGCGGCGCCGCCCCCGCCGAGACGUACCGCCAGAUCUACCGCUACCGCGUGUCCGACGUGCAGGCCGUCCUGGCCGCCCCAAUCCUGCCCGCCCUCGUCGCCAAAACCGGCGCCCCCUUCAACACCACCCACCUGGCCGUGUGGGGCCACAGCAUCGGCGGCGCCGGGGCCGCCGGCGUCAUCAUCGCCGCGCAGGAGCAGCAGCAGCAGGCCGCCGACAACCAGACCGCGUCCAACAACAAGGACAACCGCAUCCGCGCCGCCGCCAACCUCGACGGCACCUUCCAGCACCUGCUCGCGCUCAGCCCCAACGGCAGCGUCAGCCACCCGGACCCCUCGGCCCCGAACCCAGACCUGCGCACGCCGUUCCUGGAGCUGGCGAGCGCGCGCUUCGGCGGCCGCGAGGACGGCGGCAGCGACGCGACGUGGGCGCUGUUCAACAGCAACCAGACGAGCGCGUGGCUGCGCGACGUCUACGUCAACGGCACCGCCCAUCUCGACUACUGCGACCUGCCGCUGCUGGUCGACGGGCUGGGGCUGAGGGGCAGCGCCGCCGUUGCCGCGCAGGUGGGCAGCAUUGCGGGGAGGAAGGUGACGGAGGUGGUGACGGGGCUGUUGGUGAGGUUUUUUAAUGAGAUGGUGGGUGGUGGCGUCCCAAUGGGCGGGGUGCCUGGCAGUGCGGAUGAGUUUAUUGACGCGACGCCCGAGGCGAUUGUGCUUGCGGAGAGGAAUUGA